This is a messenger RNA of Rhincodon typus (whale shark), 1065 nucleotides long. Its product is annotated as ubiquitin-associated domain-containing protein 2. The record is from RefSeq and is a predicted model, not a curated record. Gene Ontology annotation, molecular function: serine-type endopeptidase activity. Bases 1 to 732 code for a protein of 243 amino acids. Lineage: Eukaryota; Metazoa; Chordata; Chondrichthyes; Orectolobiformes; Rhincodontidae. The transcript has 7 exons.
AUGCUUGAUGCACAGAAUCUGUCCCUUUGGUUCACGGGUGUCAGUGCACUCGACAGCUCUGCCUCUGAGAUUGCUGUUUUAGUGUUUUUGUCUUGCUGGAAAAAUCUGGGUCCCAUCUUUGCUCUCUUUGUGCCUUUCUACUUCUCUGUUCCAAGUGUUCAAGUGGUGCAAAUCCUGGGCAGGUUUUCCAUAACAAACAAAACCCUGGUCUACAUUAUGGGUUUACAGCUUUUGACAUCUAGUAUGACUACAUGGAUUUUGGCCUUUAGUGGAUUACUUUCUGGAAUUGUUUACCACUACAAUGUGCUGAAGGUACAGCGAUUACUUUGUGUACCGAAGUGGGUGACCAGGUGUGCCUCGUUUAUUCUUGAACCUCUCUUCUCAUCUGCUGAUCCCACUGACGAAGCUCCCAUUGGAAUGGGCGCAACCCUGGAAAUUCAGAGACAGCAGAGGAUGGAAAUGUUGGAUCAGCAAAUCAUGCUGGCUCAGCUUAACCAGAACAACAGGAGGCAUCAGUGGCAGGGUGGUCUAAUUAACUGGAAUAGGCUGUUCCCACCAAUGCGUAACAGAUUUCCUGCUAACAAUCAACACCAAGAGAGUGGACUGAACAGACCUUCCACAGCUGCUCCAGUUUCUGAAGAGCAGGGGAAUGUGAGUAUCAUUGGCUCAGCCAGCAAUUGUUGCCCAUUCCUAAUUGUCCUGAAGAAGGCGGUGAUGAGGUGGCGAGGCUGAUGGAGAUGGGCUUUUCUAGAGUAGAUGCUAUGGAAGCUCUGAGAGCUACCAAUAAUGACCUUAAUAUGGCCACCAACUUCCUGCUUCAGCAUUGACAACAGCAGGCCAUUUACAAGGACUAUGCACAUCUGACUUCAGCAUUCUACAAGCACGUAUUGAGAUUGCACUGUGUAGCGCAGAAGUCAGAAAUGUGUGGGAGGAGAAGGGAUAUACCUGAUUUAAAAUUGUAAGAGCUGAUUAUAUUUUGGCAUCAAGUCUAUGUAAGAAUCACAAAAGGUAAUCAAUUAAGGGAACAGACCUAAGAGAGUCAUAAUUUUAAUAAAUAAGGUAUUC